Messenger RNA from Neocloeon triangulifer, 2564 nucleotides. It is a transcript of the gene Cog6, whose product is annotated as conserved oligomeric Golgi complex subunit 6. Lineage: Eukaryota; Metazoa; Arthropoda; Insecta; Ephemeroptera; Baetidae. The transcript is spliced from 10 exons. Bases 128 to 2014 code for a protein of 628 amino acids. Gene Ontology annotation, cellular component: COG complex. Gene Ontology annotation, biological process: intra-Golgi vesicle-mediated transport. The record is from RefSeq and is a predicted model, not a curated record.
AGUGGGCUGGGUUGUUUACAGCCAAACUAGAAUCAACUAGAAUUUUUGCUUUUUAUAAAAACAUUUAUGUGGCACUUUCGGCUUUUCUGAAAGUUUUACAUUUUUUAUUGUAAAUUUAGAAAAAGCGAUGAGUGAAAAGACAGACGAAACCGCGGUGUCUAAUCAGCUCAACAAAAGACUGAAGAAAAUUUUAGACGUGCGACUGGAAAAUGAUAAAGAAACGCUGGAGGCUCUUAAAGAGUUAUCAUCUUUCUACAAGGAGAACACCCUCCAGGGUAGAAGGAACUUUGUCAGUCAGAUUGAAAAGCAGAGUCUUUGCAUCAAUGAGGAGUUCCUCGGUGAGUUGAGAAAGGUAAAAGAGGCACUGGACGGCAUCCACAGUGAUGUGGCGUCGAUGAACGAGAUGGUGAAGGAGAUGAAGGUCAGUCUUCACAGCACCAAAACUAAGACGCACAACCUGAUCGAACAGACAACGCGUCUUAAGUCUGAAAAUCAAAAGCUGGGCGUGCAGAAAGAGGUGGCCAGCGCCUUCCUCAGGGCGUACCAACUGGACGCAGAGGAGCAGGCGCAGCUGCGUGGCAACCAAGAGGGCACCCUGAGCAAGGCCUUCUUCCCCGUCCUGGCCAGGGUCAACACCAUCCACAGCGACUGCCGCUCGCUGCUGCAGGCCGGCCACCAGACGGCCGCCCUUGACGUCAUGGAGCAGAUGGCCCUGUACCAGGAGAUUGGCCUCGAGCGCCUCUACCGCUGGACUCAGGCCAACUGCAAGCACGUCGAGCUGCCGGAAGUGGCUCUCCUCCUCUCCGACGCCAUGCUCUGGCUCCUCGAACGCCCUGUCCUUUUCCAGUACGUCCUGGAUGAGUAUGCAACGGCUCGACGGGCAGUACUAGUCAGGGGCUUCUUGGACGCCCUGACCCUAGGUGGUCCAGGAGGCACCCCCAAACCCAUUGAAAUGCACGCCCAUGACCCCCAGCGUUACGUCGGAGACAUGCUCGCUUGGCUGCACCAGGCCAUUCCCCUUGAAGCAGAAAAUCUACAGACGCUGCUCAGAAAAUGCGACCACUCUAUAAUUGAGGAGCAAAUUCAUCAGACGAUGACAAACAUUACGGAAGGCGUUUGUCCACCUUUGAAAGUUAGGAUGGAGCAGAUUUUGUCCAACGACGCUGAGGCCACCGUCCUGUACGCCAUCACCAACCUGCUCAGGUUCUACCAGAAAGUCAUUAAAGAGGUGGUGAGCGGAGGAAUUCUGGACAACAACUUAGAAGAGCUGCACACUGCCAGUUUUGCUGCCUUUGUCCGAACUCUGGACGUCCAAGUCAAGCGUCUGAGUGACCGCAUUGAGCCUCCACCCUCUGAGCUCACCCCUGUCUCUGGCAUCACAAGAAUAAUGAGCCUCCUCAGAGACGUCCUGGCGGCCACCACCGUUGCCGAGCAGAGGAAACAAGAUAUUUCCCAGAUAAUUGCAUGCAUAGUGGACCCACUGCUGCAGGUGGUGAACGAAAGCGCCUUCAGGUUGCCCUCAACAGACAUGGCCGUCUACAUGCUCAACUGCAUCUACCAGCUCCAGUCCACUCUGUCUCUUUAUGAGUACGUUGAGGACAGACUCGAGAGGCUCCAGGCUCAGUCAGAGGCGCAAAUCGAUACGCUGACCUCAGAGCAGACCAGUUUCCUGGUAGCCAAUCUGAGUCUCAGCCCGAUCUACACCAUCCUGCAGGAACCGGACAAAAGCCACCUGAGCACAACACCAGGGAUGGACCCUGCCUCACUGAAAAACUUUCUGUCAAAGCUGGAUAGUUUUCUGAGCAUGCCAGACAUUCUGCUACUGCCGCAGAUUCGCCUUCUGCAGAGCUCAACCUUCCGCAAGGUGGUGCAAAAACGCUCAUGUGAGGUGAUCGCCGCCAUCUACAAACAGCUUUACCAGGCGGUGCACGAUCCGGCCAACCUGUACCAAAAUCCUUCCAUUCUGAUGCCCAGGAAACCCGAGCAGGUCCUCGAACUGCUUUCACCACCGUAGAUGAGUUGUGCACUGUUGUGAUUUUUCCAUUAUUUUGAAUAUAUUUUUUGGAUCAAAGCAUUUUUUUAAUUAACUUCUUUUAAAUAAUAUCAAUCAAUUGUUAUUUUAAUGUUGGAAAUGUUCUUUGUAAGGUCAUAUAAAUACAUGUUUUACUGGAUCUUGUGGGAAAUACAAAAAGUAUUUCAAUUAAUUCCAAAUUGUUAAGACUCAUCAAAGACUCCAACUGGAAAGAGUCUAUUUAUCCCAUAUAAUGUAAAAUAUUGAAGCAAAAUGGGUUACUAUAGCUUGUUGCUUUUGGUAGACAUGUCAAGUGGCUUAAAAGUACAAAGAAAAACAUAAUGAGAGUUUAGAUAUAUUGAGAGACUUCUUAAUAGUUUUAAGCGGUAUUAGCGCUAUUAAAAUUCUGUUCAUUUUUAGGCCUUUCACCAAUUUGGCUUAAUAUUAUUUGGAUUAUUUCUUUAAUUUUUAUAGUAAUACAAUUAUGUUGCAAAAUGUUAUUCAUAUUGAUUUUAAGAUUUUGAUGACCGAAAUUAAAAAAAAAAAUUGUGGA